Molecule: messenger RNA, 3974 nt
Organism: Salarias fasciatus (jewelled blenny)
Lineage: Eukaryota; Metazoa; Chordata; Actinopteri; Blenniiformes; Blenniidae
Gene: mctp2a
Product: multiple C2 domains, transmembrane 2a
Exons: 23
Coding region: 125-3232 (1035 amino acids)
Biological process (GO): regulation of neurotransmitter secretion
Cellular component (GO): synaptic vesicle membrane
Molecular function (GO): calcium ion binding
Source: RefSeq, a predicted model, not a curated record
CUUCCGUUUGUCACCAUAGCUAGAAUGGUGGAGCUGCCUGUUGGAUGAAUUUCUGCGUCUCUCAGUGGGAAAUAAAUCACUGCGCUGGAUUUUGAGACUAUUGAGCCAACAGAUAUAAUUCAGGAUGGAUUCGAAGAAGAAGAACUUCUUGGACAACUUGCGUCUGAAAACCAAGUUUCCUAACCUCAAGAAGCCUCGCAAGAAGGACCUGGCCAAGCAGGGCAGGGGACUGGCCCACCGACGCAGCAUUUCUGUACCAGAUCUACUGUUUGUCCCUGGUGAAGCAUUUUCUGGAGACAGACCCACCUUCUUCAGUAAUUCUCCUGGUCUGAGCGACACAGAUUCCAUUGCAAGUGGCUCACUGAUCACCGAGGGCCCGCUUUUUGCAGAAGAACUGACUGAAUCAUAUCCAGAAUCCAAACUGAGAAGUGCACAGGUGGAUCACUCCACUCCGGCCUUGUACAGAGCCAGCGCGCCUGUGGAAAUGAUGGAUUUUUAUGAUGAAAUUCAGAUUAAUUUAGGUUUAGGAAAGUCUGAGGAAGACUUCUACUCACAAGUGGACAAAAGAGCCAAAGGGAAGGAUGUAUCAAAGUUCACCUUCGAACCGGUUCCUGCACCACGGCACAUUUUUAACAGUGAGCCAGCCUCAUCACCAAAACCAAAUUCUACAGAUCGAGUGAGUGAACGGACCUCGGCGGACAAACCACCUUCAGGCUCUGUUGCUGCCAUACUAGCCAGGGCUCACUCAAUGGGCGACAGUCAAGCGAGUCCUUAUGAGAGGAAGACCGAGCAAAGAAAGGUACCUUCAGAAAAAGGAACUCCACCAGCGGUGAGAGCCGUUGCUUCUGCAGACAGACUUUCUCUGAAACUAGAUACUGUGGAGACCACGGAUGGUCCCUCUCUGGACUCUCCGGGGGGAACCCCAAGUGAGGAGCAGGUCAGUGCUCCUUGGGCGGACUCAGAAGAACUGGACCGAGAAACCUUCGCUCCAUUAAUGAUGAAGGAUUUCUCCAUUGACGAGUGCCUGCUGGAGGAGAACGAGGAUGUUCUGGAGGAAGUGUGUGAGAUGUCCAGUGAACCUUGUGACUUCUUUGAUGAAACUGUCCAAGAUCCCUUGGAGAGCUCUGAGGUUCAGACAGCAGGGCCUGAGGUCCAAACCCCGGCCCCAUUUCAGAGGUAUCUCUUGAACAUCAACCUGAAGCACGGAAAGAACCUGGUCAUCAGAGAUAAGCGCUCUGGUACCAGUGAUCCCUACGUGAAGUUCAAACUCGAGGGAAAACAGUUCUAUAAAAGCAAAGUGGUCUACAAAAACCUGAACCCCCGGUGGAACGAGUCCUUCUCUCAUCCUCUUCGAGACAGAGAACACAAGGUGGAGGUUCGGGUCUACGAUAAAAAUCGGACCACUGAUGAGUUCAUGGGCUCUAGCAGUAUUUGUCUGACAAAUCUCGAACUGUACAAGACUUAUGAAAUUGAGCUGAGACUUAAUGAUCCCAAAAGUAAAGAAGACGACAUGGGCGCUAUUAUUGUUGAGGUCUGCCUAAUGUUCAGAGAUGCCACCAUCAAGAGAAGUCCUAGAUGGCCACAAAGAAAGAACAAGCAGAACCAGGCCGCUCAGCCUCAGCAGCGAACGGCUGAAACGCAGAAGAAUCAGCUGAAGAACCAGAUGUGGACCGGGGUGUUCGGCAUCACCCUUGUGGAGGGACAGGAGCUGCCGCCGUGUGGCCAGGGCGACAUUUACGUCCGCUUUCGCCUCGGCGAUCAGAAGUACAAGAGCAAGAACCUCUGCAUUCAGACGAAUCCCCAGUGGAGAGAGCAGUUUGACUUCAAUCAGUUUGAAGAUAACCAGGAACCACUGCAGGUGGAGUUGUUCUCAAAGAGAGGCAGGAAGAGCGAGGAAUCAUGGGGAAUGUUUGAGGUCGACCUGUCGAGACUUCCACUUAAUGAGAGACAGCUGUACACUCAUGUGCUGGACCCAGAAAAAGGCAGGCUGGUGUUUCUGGUCACCCUCAGACCUUGCUGGGGAGUCUCCAUCACUGACAUUGAGUCUGCAACCUUGGCCAAGCCUGAUGAGAGAGACUCAGUGGUGGAUAAAUUUAGUUUGAAAAACUCUUAUAAGUGUAUGAGAGACGUGGGUUUCCUCCAGGUCAACGUCAUUAAGGCAAACGAUCUUCCCGCUACAGACCUUAACGGAAAAAGCAACCCUGUAUGUGUUGUUGAACUUGGAAACUGUAAACUCCAAACUCACACAAUGUCCAAGACCCUGAAUCCAGAGUGGAACAAAGCAUUUACAUUUCCAAUUAAGGACAUCCAUGAUGUGGUGGAGUUGACUGUCCUUAAUGAAAAUGGAGACAAGGCUCCUGACUUUAUGGGGAAAGUGGCCAUUCCAUUACUGACUGUUCAGAAUGGCCAGGUGAUAUGUCUGUACUUGAAGAAAGAAGACCUGGGAAGAGCUUCGAAAGGGACCAUCACACUGGUGCUGGAGAUCAUCUAUAACAAAGUCAGAGCUGGCAUCAAAACCUUCCAACCAAAGGAGAACAAAUUUUCAGAGGAAAACAUGAAGUUCUCCAAAAAGGUCCUUGCCCAGAAUAUCUAUCGGGUUCGAAAAAUCAGCACGGCAGUUCUGUACACGUUACAGUACAUUAAAAGCUGUUUUCAAUGGGAGAGCACGCAACGGAGUCUAAUAGCCUUUCUGAUCUUUCUGGUGACGGUGUGGCACUGGGAGCUCUUCAUGCUGCCGCUCUUCCUGCUCCUGCUCAUCGGCUGGAACUACUUCCAGCUCUCCACAGGAAAGGCCAGCUCCAACCAGGACCUGGUGAACAUGACCAUGGGUGACGAUGAAGAGGAAGACGAGAAGGAGUCUGGCAAGAAGGGUUUGAUGGAUAAGAUACAUAUGGUCCAGGAAGUUGUGCUGGCUGUCCAGAACGUUUUGGAGGAACUUGCGAACAUGGGAGAACGAAUCAAGAACAUAUUCAACUGGUCUGUGCCAUUCAUGUCAUGCCUGGCCUGCUUGGUGCUGUUUGUAGGAGCUGUACUAUUAUAUUUUAUCCCACUGCGAUACAUUGUGCUGAUAUGGGGUGUUGACAAAUUUACCAAGAAACUGCGCAACCCAUAUACUAUUGACAAUAAUGAAAUACUGGAUUUCCUCAAGAGGGUGCCUUCUGAUGUUCAAAAGGUGCAGUACAGUGCGCUGAGAGCGCCCACCAGCCAGAACCCGCCGCGGAAGAAACGGUAGGCUCGGCGGACACGUCAGAUGAAAGGCUGCCGGGCUCUUUUCAAAAAGGCGGCGCGAUGCGGUCCACCUGACAACAAUGCUCCGGUGCCAGCAGAGCCCGUGACCCCGCGCUCCCCACCGUACCACCCUAACUCUGCCCCCUGCUGCUGAGGGGCAGCCAGCCGCUCUCUGGCUUGUGUGUUUGCCACCCCCCUGACAGGGGCUGUGAACUGCAGCGGCGAGGGGGGCAGCACAUGGCGCUGUCAAUCACAAGCUUGGAGGUAAAGAAAAGAGAGCGUUGCAGGGCUCAGCCUUCAUCUUUAGAUAUAAUUUAGAAAAGGAAUGAAAGGUGUCUGGUGCGGCUUACCUAGGACCUCCACUUGCUUUUUUUUUUUUUUUUUUUACUUCAGUGAAAUUGAGAAAUUUGCCUUAAGGUAAAGAUAAUAUGAGCUUAACAAACCAGUCCAGUGUAGUUGUUUUUUCCUUUAUCCGUGUGUUAAUAUAAUCAGAGGUCAAAAAGGUCAUGUAUAUAUAAAUAAUCAAAUACAAGUAAUGCAUUUUAAAAUGCAAGGAUAAAAAAAACAGAAUUUUGCUUAUCAUUUUUACAUUUAUAUCUGAGCACAAAAAGUAUAUGUAUGUUACAAGCUGACUUUUUUCUGAUGUAAAAUUUAUAUAUCCUUGAUCCCUGUGUAAGUUUUUUUUUGACUGUCAUCAUGUAGAAUUAUUUACAAGAAUCUCAAAUAAAGGAUCUUAAUCAUUAUUA